Molecule: messenger RNA, 249 nt
Organism: Acaulospora morrowiae
Lineage: Eukaryota; Fungi; Glomeromycota; Glomeromycetes; Diversisporales; Acaulosporaceae
Source: the annotation of a GenBank genome assembly
AUGACAGAAAGUCAAUAUCCCAGUGUGACAGAAAGUCAAUAUCCCAGUGUGACAGAAAGUCAAUAUCCCAGUGUGACAGAAAGUCAAUAUCUCAGUGUGACAGAAAGUCAAUAUCUCAGUGUAUACACAAGUCAAUGCCUCAAAAUGACAGAAAUUCGAUAUUCCAACUUGGUAAAUCGAUUUUUCAACAUAAAAGAUGAACAUAAAUAUAUAAUGGAGAGCCAUGGUCCGGUUCGCAAGUCUCCAUAA